Messenger RNA from Conger conger (European conger), 4364 nucleotides. RefSeq lists its product as uncharacterized. The record is from RefSeq and is a predicted model, not a curated record. Gene Ontology annotation, biological process: prevention of polyspermy; binding of sperm to zona pellucida. Gene Ontology annotation, molecular function: acrosin binding; structural constituent of egg coat. Lineage: Eukaryota; Metazoa; Chordata; Actinopteri; Anguilliformes; Congridae. Gene Ontology annotation, cellular component: egg coat. The coding region runs from base 351 to 4289 and encodes 1312 amino acids. The transcript is spliced from 19 exons.
GCAGGUGAAAUCACGCCGAGGCCAUGAGCGCUGAAAUUGUGGAAUUGUGGACACCUGGUUGCAGCGACCAACCUCCGUUGAUCUAAAAAAAAACAAACAAACAAAAAAAAAAAACCAGUUUGGAAACAAAUGGUUAUGAGUCAAAUGUAUAUUUUGUUCAAAAUUAUUUCACCGAGAAUACAAAAUGUGUGUGCAAGUUCUUUAGCCUAAUGAAUUCAGUUUGGUCUCAGGCUAACAAAAUCUGCAUACAGAUGGAUGCCUAAUGGAAGUGUUUGGACAACAUUAAUGCAGGGCACAGAUGAUUUGUCGUUCCGCGAUUUCAAGGGGUAAAACUAUAUCCAUAACUUGCGAUGUCUUCUGAAGGUACGAGAAAGGUCGUUUUCUUUUUAUGCACUGUAAGCUUUACUCUUUGUGUUCUACGGACUUGUGGUUCUACAAAAGCAACAAUACAACCCGUUUCGCAUGGUUUUAACACGUACCCGCAAAGUGGGAACUUCAACGAAACUGCAACGGAAGGUGAGGACUCGGGCAAAGAGGUCCGCUUUAGAUCGCUUGUGCUUGGACGCAAUCUUCAAACAAAGUACAGACGUUAUGGUGGAAUUAAAGUAGACGGACUGCGAGGAAACAGUCUGCCUCCCCAGACUUCUUUACCGAACAUUACCUAUUCUGAAUUGCUGAAAUCCCAGAACAAUUCAAACCGAAUUAACGAACUCUCGGAAUCAUCCAAGCUCGCCAGCGAGAGCCGAGACUCUCAAAAAAACGAUCGUGUCAGUAGAGUGGACUCUCAACCCAAAUCUGACACACGGAGUCUUAAUAGAGAUGGAGAGAAUUACCGCAAUCUCUCACGAAAUUCAAAUUGGAACGAUGACACUAGUGCCGUCAAGUCUAAAAUGGAACCUCUGAACAAUGACAGUGGAUACCAGUCUGACACGUCAGGACAAGCAGGAUUGAUGGGCAACUUGUUGGCUUUAGCUGAUAGCGGUGGACUACCCACGGUUAACAUCCUUCAAGCAGCUGAGUCAAAGCCACUCAUACUAUGUGGGACUGACGCAAUGACAUUGGUGGCAAAUAAAAACGAAUAUGACUAUUUGAAAGUGGAAGGAGUGAAUGAUGCGCCCCUUUACCUGUCCCAGCUGCCCUCUUCCUGUGGACACACUUUUGAAAGGAUGUCACAUCAUAUAGUCUUAAAGACACCCUAUGAUGGAUGUUUCAUCACAAGAAAGGGUGAUAAGUACAUCAUGCCAUUGCUGUGGUGGGAGAGCCCUGUGAACAUAUCCUGUCCUGUCACAACUCCCUUUCCUCUUCCUCCUCUGCCUUUCCCCCCUCUUCACCUCUUUCACCCUCCUGCCAUUUGCACCCCUUUUGGAAUGAAUAUCAACAUUGAAGGAGGACUGAAUGCAGCCGCGAGGCUCAACGUUGAGUUGCAGGGCAAGAGGGUGCCUUUUUUAUCGUCACAAUGUGGCUACCAUGUAAUUGGUAACCCAGCACAACCGAUCAUACACGUUCCAUAUAGAGCAUGUGGGAUGAAAAUGAUGGCUGGAAUGCAAGUCCUCUCCUUAUUUUCUGGAAAGACUGAGAAGAUCUUUACUUGUCAUCUAUACCCCACCUCCACUCCUUCAUUCUAUCAUUCUGUUGUACCAAUUCAUGGCUAUUCCAGCCCUCCUGUUGUUCACCAGGUUCCCCCUCUUAAAGUCCCCAUCUAUCCAUCUGUACCUGACCCCUUCAACUAUGAACAGAGCUUAUAUACUUAUCCACAGGCAGUCCUGUCUGUUAAAUCAUGGCCUGCUCCCACUAAGCGUACUCCUGUCCCUCCUGGUUACCAUCCGUAUGGCUCUGUGAACCCCAACAUUCACCUACAUCCUUCUGCUGGUGGCUCUUCUCUUCCUGGUUUCAUCCCUCCUUUUGAUUCAGCCUUGCACAUGCAACAAACAGCUUUUCCGGUUUGCACCCCUUCAGGGCCCAUACCUUGCAUUUUUCCUUUUCCGUUCCAUCACCAUCGUGACCCACUCUCUCCUCCUCCUAACCACCAUCACAAUCCAUUCUCUCCUCCUCCUCCUCAUCACCAUCAUGAUCCAUUCUCUCCUCCUCCUCCUCAUCACCAUCAUGAUCCAUUCUCUCCUCCUCCUCCUCAUUACCAUCAUGAUCCAUUCUCUUCUCCUCCUCCUCCUCAUUACCAUCAUGAUCCAUUCUCUUCUCCUCCUCCUCAUCACCAUCAUGAUCCAUUCUCUUCUCCUCCUCCUCAUUACCAUCAUGAUCCAUUCUCUUCUCCUCCUCCUCCUCCUCAUUACCAUCAUGAUCCAUUCUCUCCUCCUCCUCCUCAUUACCAUCAUGAUCCAUUCACUUCUCCUCCUCCUCAUCACCAUCAUGAUCCAUUCUCUCCUCCUCCUCCUCCUCAUUACCAUCAUGAUCUACUGUCUCCUCAUCACCAUCAUGAUCCACUGUCCCCUCUUCCUCCUCACCAGCAUGACCCACUGUCUCCUCCUCCUCAUCACCAUCAUGAUCCAUUCUCUUCUCCUCCUCCUCAUCACCAUCAUGACCCACUGUCUCCUCCUCCUCCUCCUCAUCUUCAUUAUGAUCCAUUCUCUCUUCCUCCUCGCCAUCAUGAUCCACUGUCUCCUCCUCCUCUUCUCCGUUAUGAUCCAUUCUCUCGUCCUCAUCACCGUCAUGAUCCUCUCUCCCCCAUUGUUACUACUUCCCCAUUCCGUUUUCUUUCUUUUCCUACCUCCCCCACUCUAUCACCACCUUUCCUAAGCUGCAACACAAGUCACAUGAAAAUCAGGCUAUCUUCUGCUGUCCCGGGUACUGUUAAAAUCAGAGGUCCCGAUAAUGCAUGGUGGCCAAUUACCAGUGUUACUGGCUGUUCUUUCAGCAUAGAAGAAAUGGGUGUUAAAGGAGUGAGCAUUUUCUUGUCUCUUCGCCCCUGUCAUGCAUACACUGUGAGUCCGACUAAGAUAACCUUACCCAUCAAGUUUGCUGAUGCUGAUUUGAGGCGACUUCGGAUUUUGGAGUUGCAGUGCCCCUAUUACUCGCCCACCUCCACCUUACCCACCACACACCCGGGCCAGACUCCUCAACUUAAGGUCUUCUGCUCUGACCAUUCUAUGAGUGUGGACCUGCCCUCAGGUCCCCAGUAUGCCCUGAUGCUUCAGGGUACAGAGAGCGGACAGAGUAGUGGCCACAGGCAUUGUGGAUAUACCAUGAAUGAGGGAGAGAACGGUAGAAUCGUGCUGAGUGUCCCCUUCACUUCUUGUUACAUGUCUGGGCAGGGUAACAAGCGGAACAUUUUCCUAAAGUAUCAGACACUGAGUGGGCAAGAAGGAGAGGUUCCUUUAUCAUGUACAAUUACUCCACCAAUUAAAAAACAAGGGUGUGAGAUCAGCGAUGAUCUGCGCCUCCUGUGUGGGCACGGCCCAGUUUCUCCUGCUGAAUGUCAGACUCUGGGCUGCUGUUACUGCUCGCGUACUCAUGCCUGCUACUACCCUCUGGACGAGUGCACACCUGACCGUCACAUGAUCUUCAUUGUGCCUGCCUCUCUCACGGACCCGCCCCUGUCCACCUCCUCGCUGUUCACGCCUGGCAAGAAUACCUGCUUCCCCCAAAAGGUCACCUCCAGCUUUGCUCUGUUCAAGAUCCCACUGGAUGGUUGUGGGGUGCAUAAAUAUGAGGUCGGACACACUAAAAUCUACAUGGUGGAGAUCCUCAAUAGCCUCUAUGCCAUCAGCCUCAACUAUGGUACCAUCACCAGAGACUCUCCAGUCAGGCUGAUAGUGGAGUGCAGGCACAGUCCUAGCGCUCAUGUGAGUGUGGCCUACCUGGUGAAAACGCCCUCUCUAGGGCCCGCCAUUCAGGCCCAGGGGGUGUUUGGCGUGCAGCUGAGGAUUGCUAAAGACGGGAGUUACACAGAUUAUUACCCCCAGUACCACCUUCCGCUCAGCCGUCUUCUUCAGCAUCCGCUGUACUUGGAGGUGCGUCUGCUCAACCCCCCGGAUGACAACACGGUGCUGCUGGUGCAUUACUGCUUGGCCUACCCCCGCUCAGCACAGGCUGCUUGGGUGCUGAACUAUGAUGGUUGCCCGAACCAACUGGACCCCACUGGUCACCUUCCCACCUCUUCCCCAUCCCCACUGAGCCACACCAGGAGAUUCACCAUCAGAACAUUCCAGUUUCUCUCUUCUGACUUGUCCUACUCAGAUGAGGAGAUCUACUUCAUGUGUUCAACGGAGGUCUGUUCUCAAUCUGAUGGCCCCUGUGUUGAAGGCUGCUUUCAUUUUCCCUCAGCUGGUAAAUGAGAAAAGGACCAUUCUCGCUGGAGAUCCAGAUGGCUCAAAAAGACUUACCAACAAUAAAAUUACUCAGAAAUGACA